Molecule: messenger RNA, 573 nt
Organism: Cavenderia fasciculata
Lineage: Eukaryota; Evosea; Eumycetozoa; Acytosteliales; Cavenderiaceae
Exons: 3
Coding region: 1-573 (190 amino acids)
Molecular function (GO): protein binding
Source: RefSeq, a predicted model, not a curated record
AUGGAUAAGGCAAAAUCUCUUGAAAUCAUUCAAUUCCUUCAUCGAGCCGGGAAAACAUGUACAACUGCCGCCAUUGACAAUGCAUGUUCAAAUGAUGACUUGGAUAUUGUUCAAUUCCUUUUCCAUAAUCGCUCAGAGGGAUGCAGCGAAAAAGCUAUUAUCGUUGCAUGUCAAAGAGAUAAUCUUGAACUUUUAAAGUUUUUACUCGACAAAAGGACUAAAAAAUGUUCACCUACAACUGUAGACUCUGUCAUAGAAGGCAAUUGUAGUUUAGAUUUUAUAAAGCUUCUCAACCAAACAUGUACAAUCGAAGGUUUAACAAGUGCAGAACAUAGACGUGAUCGAUUAGACAUUCUCGAAUAUUUUCUUCCGAAAUUAAAUUAUAAUGUAUAUAUCGGUUGGAGAGGUAGAGAUAAUGUCAUUGGUUAUACAGCUCAUUUUACAGUUGCCUCUAAUGUAUCGGUUAGCUUUGGUUCUUCAAUGACAAUGGAUGCAUCUCAACUCAAUACCCCAUUCUUAAAUAUUGAUGGUUUAGUCUCUUUAAAAGCUUCAAAUAUCAAUUCAACAUACUAA